CUGUAAUUAACGGGAGGCGCAAACAGGACGGCGGUGCCACCCACGUCACCUCAGCGCUUUAUCACCUGCUGUGGUUGUUGUUUGCUGGCUGCAACCCACUCAGUUCACUUCAGUCGACUGCUGCCACAGAUAUUGUAUCUACACAAAGGCCGGUAGUUUAUCUUCACAAUUCUGCAUUAAUUUGUCCUACGAGUAAAGUCGUAAAAUGUUUUUGUUUUCGGUUUGGUCUUCAAAGGAAGUCAAGUAGGUCAGUAGGUCUCAAGCUUGAGUCGGGGGCUUACAUGGGUUUUCGCCGGUUUUGAUAUGAAAACAGGACUUAAGAAGAAUAACAACAAACAAUGAACACAGAGUUUUUGAGUUUGGUUUUUUUUUUUUUUUUCUCCAGGCGUACUCUUCGUAUGACGGGUGCUCGCAAUACCCCGCGGAAUUUCUACUUUUCAUGUAGCACAAUGAUCCGUCUCAACCCCGGUAAUCCGGGUCACGGUUCAGAUUCUGGAAACAAACUGUGGAAACAGAUCCCUCUGUGCUGCAGGUCUGACAUGUUGUAACGGCGGCAACGGCAUCGUCUUUCUUCGUCGUGCUGUCUACCUGCAUGCUGACCCCUGACCGCUCGGCAAAGAUCGGUGUGUCUGUGAAUGAGGACUGAAACUAUCAAGAGAUGGGGGACCGAGUCCCUCCACAAACCGACUACCGCAGCCGUGUCAGCAUCAGUCCUCGUCGCUUGAGUUGGAGACCAUUCUUCAAGUCACCUGCUGAACAUCUGUGUGAACAGCCCACAGAGAAAGAUUCAGCCCAAGGAUUCUUGCAUCUCAUUCGAGUUCAGUAAAAUAACUUGCAUUUGGAGCAAUGACUCUCCUUCUGUCAGAAACAGUCUUCUAAAACAGAAGCCUGGUGAUUGUUUGCUGUCGUAGCUGAUGACGAGGGUUGCACUUAACGUUUGUGUAAUUCUCGAGGUAACUCUGUCAUUUAUGGGGACGUUCUAAUAAAGAUGUCAUUUUUUUUCUCGGACAUGAAAGCAGCCGUAAAUUCUGGAGAAUGCCCCACAGGCAUUUUUAUUCACAAAUGAAGUCUUAAGGAUCGGUAAAGCUGUUUGUGGCCAUUUCAGGUUCUGGGAAGACUCAUACAUAUUCACAAAAGAGCAAUCCAGUUUAGACCUGCUGACACCGGAGGAUCUAGUUCAGAACUGUUCACACCGAGAACAUCACGUUCAAAUCUGUUCAUGUUGCAACAUCCAGUGUCUCUCGUAACAUCUCGUGACAUGAGAUUUGAUUCAUCAUAAAAAUAAAACGUUACAUGAAAGACUUUGAGCUUAUUCCUCUCGAGUCACGUGACACAAUGGGUCAGAAACGGGACUUGGCUCCCAGGCGCUGCAUCUCCUUGGGGGAAGAUCCGGAGCAAAUCCUCGGCCCUCGCACGACCAACCUCUUCAGUCUUCACGUGACUACCCCGUGUCCAAUCGCCAUACACAUCGACGAAUGUGGCGACGACUACGACGACAAAGACGACGAAGAAGAGGACACCAAUCUGCACCAGAGGACGCUCAAGCGGACACGACCCAUCCUGGCAGAGCCCAAGCCCCUGACGUCACAUUUCUGUAACGGCUCGCCCAACUUCUCCCCCAGCUCGACCCGGAGGUCGACUUCACGGUUCCUGGAGCCACCCGAGUGCUCGGACUUGGCCCUCCUCAAAGCCACCGCCUUGCGUCUCAAGCUCAAAACGCGCAGGUCGAGCUUUCUGGAAUGGCAGGCUCGCAGCUUCCUCGCGCCCCCUACACUAGUGCCGGCCGGUGACGUCACGGAAAAGCUGACGUCAGAGAGAAAGGAGCGAAUCAAUGGCGCGUUGGAGUGGCUUAAGUCAGAGCUGACGGAGAUGCGCUCCAUGGACCAACAUCUGGCCCGCCAGCUGCUGAGCCUGCGCCACGACAUCCACCAGCUGCGCCUCAGCAGAAGCUGUCAGCUGCACCGCGCGCUGCUUGACGACGUCCAGUCCGACAUCGAGGAGCAGGUCGCCUUCUCGGACGUCCUUGACCUGCCUAGCGUGACUCUCAACAGCACUCCCCUCAAACUUCUGGGGGUCACUCGCAUGAACCUCAGUGCCAGGCGCUUUUCGACUUGUUGACUUCAUGGGCAUGAAUUGUAAGCGUGCGUGUGUAGGGAUAUGCAGGGUUGUACAAUGAGGCAAACUAUGCAGUCGCCUAGGGCGCAGUCAUGGCCUUCUUUUUUUCAAGUGAUGAAUAAUGUAAAGGAAAAUAUCAUUUGAUAGAAUAACAUGUGCAGGACACACCAUGCGAGUUUCUCAGUACAUUUCACAAAAAGCCCCAACAUCUGAAGGCGCAUUUAAACUGAUCAGUGGUUACUAGAGAGUAGGGGAGGGGUGGCUUCGGUGGGUGGGGAAAGAUCCCAAGGAUGGAUGGGACCACAUACCACCCUUACCUUUCUCUCUUCUUUCUCAAGUUGGAAGACGUUCCGCACUUUUGCACAGGAAAGACUGCAGCUGGACAACAUGACUUUUUUGCUAGCAUGUUUCUUUUUGGUUAUGACAACUGUUUUGCUCUCAGUACUGUUUACUGUUUACUCUUACAAACUUUGAUUCCGAGGAAACGUAGCUAUAUUUGUGGACUAUUCUGUGUCCGAAGGGGGAAACUUUAUCAGAUUCAACAGACGAUACACGUCCGUCGUCCUACCACCACGACAUGACAGUUUGUAAAGAUACGUCUGCAUGAGUUUUGUUAUGUAGUUGUAGAUAUUUUAUUAACAUGAUCGAGGAGCAGGUCGCCUUCUCGGACGUCCUUGACCUGCCUAGCGUGACUCUCAACAACACUCCCCUCAAUGUAGCACCUUUAGUUUAAUUAUGUUUCCAUAUUUCUUAUACAUGUAGUAUCUUUUUAUAGCAUGAAUGCAAGUGGUUGAGCUAGUGGCUUUGUAAAGCUUAACAAAUAUAUCUUGUAAAAGGAUCCAUUACAGUCCUAGAGUCCUCAUCGUGUCACAGUCACGCUUCGUGUGGUCUGACGGUGGAUGAGUUGACAGGCUUAUCACUGCUAUUAUGUGGAAGGAAGGAAGGAAUGUUUCACGUGAUGUACAUUCAGCUUGGUUAUAUACGAGUAUUCCCUACUUUUUGCUGGUAUACAGUGGAGUUCACUUGUCAUCGCCCUACACGACUACAGGGAAGCUGAGUGACCUCUCACCUUUCCUCUUACAAGUUUCUCAAGGGAGGAUGCAGCACAGAUGCAAGAUGAUACCCCACUAGGGAGAGAAGAAUGUCAGGAGCACUCACUGAAGAGUCACGAUGCUGUGCAUCUGACGGUAGCGCCCCCUGACCUCUGCGUUGUCGGCCUUGAUCUUCCAGAACUUACCUAGUCCACAAUGGAAGCAUUACCUGUGUAUCAAAUUUUGAUCUUUAAAAGUAAUCAGAAAUACUGAGUUGCAUCGGUACUCUGUUUUGUGACAUUGAUAACUGAUGUAACCCAAAAUAAAGAAGUAUUUUUUUU
Pomacea canaliculata is the source of this 3487-nucleotide messenger RNA. Its product is annotated as protein FAM167A-like. NCBI's taxonomy places the organism in Eukaryota, Metazoa, Mollusca, Gastropoda, Architaenioglossa, Ampullariidae. The record is from RefSeq and is a predicted model, not a curated record. The coding region runs from base 1294 to 2118 and encodes 274 amino acids. The transcript has 4 exons.